UGAUGGAGUUGACGGUGAGUCAGUGACAAAAAGUCUAGAACAAGCAAUGCCAUUUUCUUUGUAUGACGCAAGGCAAGCAUUAAUUCAUGACUCAAGGCGCGGUGUCAGCCACGUUGUCUCCUGGACACGCUUUCCCGUACAGCCCCGUGUCAACCUUUGGGACGCACCUGCAGAAGCCGUGGCCCCGCCCACGGACCGGCGGGGUGUGUUCAGUUUUGACCGGUGAAACUUCUGACAAACUUAUGAGUUGUAUGAGAAACUGGAUAUAGCCACCUGAUUUAUGCUGCUGGAGCAACUUGAUAAAGACAAGCCUGUCGGUCGGUGUGUGUCGCUCAGUGGAGAGGAUGGAGGUGAGUGGGCUGUGUUCGGAGGUGUUUGAGGGGCUUGGUCCAGAUGAGAUGAUGUCACAUGGCUCCACCCUCUCCCUCACCCCUCUCAUCCCCCACAGUUCAGCAUCCUUACGCCGAUCAUCACCCCAGAGUAUCCCUCUCAGAUCCAGAAAAGAGACCAAGGCCACCCAAGCCCCCAGCAUACCCAACCCCUUCCCAGAGCUCUGUAGUCCCUCCAACUCACCCGUUCUGAUUAGCUCCUUGGUCGGAAAGAGUGCGCCGUCUGAAAAGGACUGUCAUGUUGUUCGGGUAUAUGGUGAAGAUACCCUGGGCCGGUCGUUAUCCGUGUCGUCAGGGGCAACAGCGCGGGACGUGUGUCAGAUGCUGGUGCAGACUGCCCACUGUAGUGACCAGGAGAGCUGGGCCCUUAUCGAACUCCACGCCAGCCUAGGCCUGGAGCGCUGCCUGGAAGAUCACGAACGAGUAGUGGACGUGCAGUCCUCCUGGCCUGUAGAUGGCAGCACCAAGUUACUUUUCAGGAAGAACUACGCCAAAUAUGAGUUCUUCAAAAAGCCCAUGCUCUUCUUCCCUGAAAGCAUGAUCUCUGACAGCUCUGAUUGCACUAAGGGUGUGACUUCAUCAGAACUUGUACAGAAGCUCCUGCAGUCGGGGGCGUGUCCUGAGAUCCAGGGCUUCCUGCACGUGAGGGAGGGGGGGCGGAAGGUCUGGAAGAGAGUCCACUACUUCCUGCGCCGUUCCGGACUCUACUGCUCCAACAAGGGCUCCUCAAAGGAGCCUCGGCAUCUACAGUAUGUUGCAGAUCUGGCCGACCUAAACAUCUACACUGUCACCAACAGCCGCAAGCUGUACAUGGCACCCACUGAACACACUUUCUGUGUCAAGUCUAGGGGUGAGCGUGCCCGUUCUCAGGACAUGAAGCUGCUCUGUGCUGAAGAUGAACAGAGUAGGACCUGCUGGAUCACUGCCUUCAGGCUCUUUAAGUAUGGAAAGCAGCUGCAGUGCAAUUAUCAGCUCUCCCAGUCCAGCGUGAGACCGCAGGUGCCCCCGCGUGACGCCAAGGCCAGAGAGGCAGAGGACUCUAUGGUUGCCAUGGAUUUCACAGGGAAGAAUGGUGGCCGCGUCAUCCAGAACCCCAAAGAGGCCGAGAAUGCCGAGCAGGAGGAGGGACAGGCGUGGAGGAAGAGAGAGGCCCUACGCAACAGUCUGCCUAACGUGCCACAGAGCUCGCGGCCUUCUUCUGUGCAUCAGACCCAGCCCUGGUUCCAUGGAGGCGUCUCUCGCUGUGAAGCCCAGAGACUGAUUGAGGAGCAGGGGCAGGUAGAUGGGAUGUUCCUGAUCCGGGAGAGCCAACAGCAUACCCAGUGUUUUGUCCUGUCGCUGUGCUACAAACUCAAGACCAAGCAUUAUCUCCUGAUCCCUUUUGAAAAGGCAGGCAGGAAGUACUACACCAUGGACGACGGAGAUACGGUCUUCAUAGACCUGCUGCAGCUGGUGGAGUUUCACCUGAUCAACCGUGGCAUCUUACCAGUCCGCCUCAAACACCCCUGUGUGCGGGUCGCCCUCUGAACACACACACACACACACACACACACACACACACACUGCCCACACCCUUUCCUUUAAUUUAACAUCCCCCUCCAAUCCUCCUCCACUCCACACACAGUCCCUCACACAACUUCAUAUUUCCACCUCCGCCUCAACGCAACGAUGUCUUUUUCUGUGUGUACGACUAUAAAUACAUCAGUUCCAGACCAUCACCAACACAUGUAAAUUGUGUCCAGUUUUCAUUCCUUUGGCCUCCAAAGGAAGGACACCUGCACCUUUUUUGCACCAUUUACAUGUAUUCAUUUAUAUGCUUUUAGCACACAAGGUUGUCCGAAGUGACUUACCCCUCUUGCACCUCUGUCAUUCAUGCAGAGGGACAGGUUAAACCAGUCACAAACCCAACUACAGGUCCAUCGAGCUACAGUCAAGAGCACAGGCUUAUUGUGUGUGAGAUUUAUAACAUGAGGCUGGUUCUGGUCAUUAUUUUACACACACACACACACACAAACCUGUGUAAUAGAUCUUCUGCAAGAGGUACCCUACCAACUUGCCUGAAAAAUGUCCCCAUGUCCGACCGAUGUAAUGACUGAUUCACAUCAUUCCAUAUAGACAAGACCACACACAUUUAAAAAAAUUAAUAAUGAUUAAAGAAAUUGUGCCUUAGUUAGUGUUAGCAUAUUCAGGUGAACCAGAGGACAUACAUCUCUGUCUGUUGUGUUUUGUCAGGUGCUCAUUGUAGCUUGUCUAUUAAGCCUUCUUUCAGUUUACCUUUUUCUACCAAAAGGGGGCGCUAAGAUACAUGGUUUGGAGAUGUAAGAGAUCUCUACUGAUAUGCAGACACAGGAACUCAGCAUUGACGUGCUACUGCAGAAGCUUCUGAAAUGCAUAUUUGCACAGCAUUUUUGUCCAUAGAAGAAUAGAUGGAAAUGAGUUGUCCAAGAACAGAGUUCUGUGUGUGUGUGUGUGUGUGUGUGUGUGUGUGUGUGUGUGUGUGAGUGAGUGUGAGAACAAACUAAUAUGCAAUUUAAUUAAAAAAUUAUAUAACUUGGACCAGUAGUCAUUUUUAGCACUAGUCUGUUUCAUAACUUGCCCCUAUGAAUGUGCUUUUUAAAAAGGGAAAUAAAGGAUGAAGCCACAAUAUUCUUUUCUAUGAAAUGUCAAACCUAACGGCCAAUAUGCAUUUAUGUAGCAUCCCCCAUUCACUUUCCAGAUCAUCUGUGUUGUAAAGGAGAUAGGGGUUUAAAAGAUGUGCAUGCUGAAUGACUUCUGGAAUCAAAGGAUUAAGGAUAUGCAAAUAAAGUAUUUUUCUUCACUUUUA
This is a messenger RNA of Alosa alosa (allis shad), 3213 nucleotides long. RefSeq names its product growth factor receptor bound protein 7 (gene grb7). Gene Ontology annotation, biological process: signal transduction. Bases 345 to 1916 code for a protein of 523 amino acids. NCBI's taxonomy places the organism in Eukaryota, Metazoa, Chordata, Actinopteri, Clupeiformes, Clupeidae. The record is from RefSeq and is a predicted model, not a curated record. The transcript has 15 exons.